This is a messenger RNA of Cotesia congregata, 1725 nucleotides long. The record is from the annotation of a GenBank genome assembly. Lineage: Eukaryota; Metazoa; Arthropoda; Insecta; Hymenoptera; Braconidae.
AUGGAGGAGUCAGUGCUAAAACUAGACGUAGCGCAGGUUAAGAAGGACAUUUUGCUGGCAAUAACCGACUGUUACCAGCGCGGGUUAUUACACACAACAAAAUGGCUGGCGGAAUUAAACUUCUCUCUAAAAAACGUUCCCCCACCCCUGGAAAGCACCCAGGAGCUUCAACUAGUGGAAACUUCCCUAGAAGAAGACACCUACAUCCUGGCAAAAAGCUACUUUGACCUAAAAGAGUACGACCGGGCAGCUCACUUUAUAAAAUCAGGAACGUCCCCAAAGUCCAAGUUCCUGUACUUCUACUCCCGAUACUUAUCAACAGAGAAGAAGAAAAUGGACGACAUGACAGACGUACCUCCCGAUCCGCUAAAAAACGAGGACCUUAAGGCGCUGUGCUCGGAUCUGCGUAACGAGCAUUUAUCCAACAACCUGGACGGGUUCGGACUGUACCUCUACGGAGUGACCCUAAAGAAGCUGAUGCUGACCCGGGAAGCUAUCGACAUCCUGGUGAAGUCAAUCCAUGACUACCCGAUGCACUGGGGAAGCUGGCUGGAGCUGUCCCCGUUGAUCGGCGACCGAGAGAAGCUGGAGAACCUGAUCCUUCCUGACCACUGGAUCAAGAAGUUCUUCAUGGCCCACAUGUACCUGGAGCUCCAGCUGCUGGACGAAGGUCUCGCGCUGUACUACGAGCUCCAGGGGAUGGGCUUCCAGAAGAACGGGUACAUCCUGGCGCAGAUCGCCAUUGCGAUUCACUACAAAAGAGACGCCGAAAAGGCGAUAGAGACCUUCAAGAAGAUCAUCAAGGACGAUCCCUACUGCCUCGACAACAUGGACACUUACUCCAACCUGCUCUACGUCAAGGAGAUGCGUGUCGAGCUCGCCUACCUAGCGCACAGAGCGACAUCUAUCGACAAGUACAGGUUGGAGACCUGCUGCAUCGUGGGCAACUAUUAUAGUUUACGUUCCGACCACCAGAAGGCGGUGAUGUACUUCCACAGGGCGCUGAAGCUCAAUCCUCAGUACCUGUCCGCUUGGACCCUGCUGGGUCAUGAGUUCAUGGAGCUGAAGAACACCAACGGAGCUAUCCAUAGCUACCGCCAGGCGAUUGAGGUCAACAGGAAGGACUACCGGGCCUGGUACGGCCUAGGUCAGACCUAUGAGAUCCUCAAGAUGCCGUUUUAUGGGCUGUAUUACUACAAGCAUGCCCAAAGGCUCAGGCCCCAUGAUAGCAGGAUGAUCCUUGCGCUGGGAGAAGCUUAUGAGAAGCAGGACAAGAUCCAGGAUGCGCUUAAGUGCUACUACAAGGCUUGCAAUGUUGGAGAUAUUGAAGGCAUGGCGCUGAUUAAAUUGGCGACUUUGUAUGAGAACUUGAAUGAGGAGGAACACGCUGCUGCGGCUUACACUGACUUUGUCAUGGACGAAUUCAGGAAUGCGGACAGGAGUGAACUCAGUCAUGCUUACAAGUUCCUGACUCAGUAUCACCUGAAGAAGGAUCAACUGGACCAGGCGAAUCACUAUGCUCAGAAGUGUCUUCAGUUUGAUGAGACCAAGGAAGAAGCCAAGGCUCUGCUGAGGACCAUCGCUCAGAAGAGGAUCACUGUCGAGGAUAUGGUCGUUAUUGAAGAUAUGAACGAGACCGAUCCUGCUGAUGGCAAUCAAAGAACUCCUGCUACCCCUGGGAACCAGAUGGCGCCUAUUAAUCUUUCUUUCACUCCCACCCAGUAG